AUGGAGCUGUGGAAGAUUGCGAUGCUUUCUAAGUUCGGCAAGAAGGCGAAGAAGAAAUGGUCAUCUGCAGCAGUGGAUUUCCAGAUGGUUGACCUGGGUAUAAAACCUGUGUGUCUCUUUGACCACUGGUCAGUGACAGCAGAGGACAUGCAGGAUUUCACGCUAGACCUUCACAAACAUGGCUUGACCAGGAGUAAAGUCAAUGUCAUCAGCAUUGGCCAGGAUGUUGUGGUCUACAGUAUAUCGCACGGCAAGCUGUUGCUGGCAGCCAGUUUGGACAGCCGAUGUUACAUCGAUAUUUCUGCUUCACUGCUGAGCCCUGAUUUGGCUAAUAAUGAGGGAUUGGCUUACACUGUUGACGUUUUUUCUAAUCUGUGUAGAAAUAUCCACAGUAUUUGUGAACGUCAGGAUUCUGAAAGCGUCCAUGACGUUGGCAUCACUGAUAUUUUAAAUGGCUGUUGUUUGUUUGGGCUGUUGUUAGGCUACCCAUGUGUUUACUGGUUUGACCUUUCUGAAGGAGAUGACCAUUGUUUGUCGACACAGUCCUUACGCUUGUUUAAGGUCAUAGGUCAUAAGCUGACUCCUGCAAUAGAUAAAAAACCAGAUUAUACUGAACAAGUACAAGGGCCUGGGAAUUUGAAUAGUAGCUCAGUUGCACCUCAGAAAACAACCGUACAGUCGCGGCCAUCAGACAAAACUCAUGUAAUAUUUUCGUUCACAGUUCCAGUUAAUAUUCUAGCCCAGGUGGAGGGUCAUAUUCGUUGUUGGUUUGUUCUAUGGAGGGACUCUGUUCAGUGGUUUCCUUUUUUCUCUGAGGUGUGGCUUGAGGAAGAGACAGUCAGCCCACAGUCUGUUUGCCUCUAG
This is a messenger RNA of Candidula unifasciata, 864 nucleotides long. Lineage: Eukaryota; Metazoa; Mollusca; Gastropoda; Stylommatophora; Geomitridae. The record is from the annotation of a GenBank genome assembly.